CAGGAUUUUAACAGUCUCUGUUAUUGCUGUUGGCAUGUUAAGCCGGUUAAGCCGCUCGAUAACGAAUACAUCGGUAAAAGUUUGAGAGUCACUACUACCAUAGUGGGUUACGGUUUGAGUGGCACUAUUACCAUAUCGUUGAACGGUUUCGAGCGAUGACACAAAAACUGUUGAGUGGUUAAUCGCUUUGGUAGCCAUUUCUGUUAACAGUUAACAGCAAGGCUUGUCGAUAAAAUUGAUAGAUUGUGACUCGAUGCAUCUCUUUAAAAGUUGUGUGCAUUAGAUGAAGAGCUGAGAAAUUUACUGUUAAAAUAUAAAAUGGCGGAGGCAGAGGACUUUAAACUAUUUCGCAGUGUGAAUCCGGCCACAGUCAAUGUGUCCAUAAAAGAGAAAUUUGCCAAACUAACAUUAUCCUCGAAUAAGAAAAAACAACAAAAGCAAGCCAAUUCAAAAGCAACGGAGCUGGCAUCCGAGGCAACUGCGCACAGCAACGAGCUUACACCAAAAUCCUUGCAUAGCCGUCCCGAGGAAUUGCAGCUGGAUGUCUCUGAUUAUAUGGAGGUGCUGCAGCUAAGUGCCGAUGGCUGCACACAGUCACAAGACUUGGAAGUUGAAGUCCUGGAACUAUCGCAACGCGUAUCCAACUUGACAGUGCAGUCCAAGCAGCUUGUGCUCAACGAGGUAUCCAUAUGCAUUUCCUCCAGCAGCAACGAAGAAGAAGAGCCAUUCGAAAGCGAAGAGUCCUGCAUAACUAUAUCGGAUACAUCUGCCAGUGAGAAUGAAGCCGUAAACAAAUCGGAGCAGAGCAUUGCUAUAAGCGAGCAAGUGCUGGAGCCGCCUCCGUUGCUAAACAGCGACAAGUUGGCGCGCAUUGAAGCGUUUCUACGUGAUGUGUCCCUUGAACGCCAUCAGGUGCUUGAACGCGAUCAGCUCAUGGUCAACUCCUCAAGCGAGGUACAGAUAUCGACGCUUUUGGCUAAUGCCGAAACAGAAUCCAUGACUCCGAUUGAUGAGUGCCUUGCCGGACAGGAGACUAUACUGGACACCAUAUGCUCGGAGGAGUUACUGCCUCAAACUCCUGAGCGUGAUCCCCACAAACGUUUGGCAGAUAAAGAGACUGAAGUGAACACCAUUUGCAGCGAGGCAGAGCGUGAUCCUGAUCCCAGCAAGCGUUUGGCUGAUGAUGAGACUGAAGUGAACACCAUCUGCAGUGAGCCAGAGCUAUAUAGUGAUCCUAGCAAGCGUUUAGCGGACAAUGAAACAGAGCAAAACACGCUCUGCUCCAGCUUAAGCGAUACUGUGCCAGAUGAGUCCCUUACCAUACCAGAGACCUGCGAUGAAGCGGAGGUGACGCCGCCCAGAGCACAAUCUGCAGCCUCAUGCCUCUCUUCCUCAAUGGAAAGUGUUGGACUGGCAGCCACGCCUACCAUACAAGUGAGCAGCAUUAAUAUCUCCGCCAAGAUAAAUAUAAAGAUACACAUUCCGCAUAUGGACUCCAGCUCAAACCAGAGCUCCGAGGAGCAACAACUUACUCCAGAACCAACAACAGAAUAUAAAGACAAAUCAUGUCAGCAGCAGCAGCAGCAGCAAAAGGAAUCAGUGGAGCAGAAGCAAGAAUGCAGCGACGACGCUGGCUCCGAGGAUGAGGAAUUUCUUCAGAAUGCGGAGCAGCUAUUGAAUCAGUUGUAUGGUAAAGCUUGGCAGACUCCAGACGUUAUCCGCACCUUGAAGCGCUCAAGUGGCAGCGGUGGCAAGCAGCCCAGCUCGACCCGCUCCAAGCGCACGCCCCUCAAUGAGGUCAGACGCCAGCCCAAGGCGUUGACCACAGUUAAAAAGAAACAUGCGCCCACGGAUGAGAGUGGUCUCGGUGACUUUAGCCUUUUCAAACGUGCCUUGCAUGCCAACAAAAUGAACUCGACGCAGUUGCCACAAAGACAACCAGAUCGACGCAAGAGGCACGUGCAUGAGGAAAUCUGGCGUGCGCUCGUCGACUCAGAUAGUAGCUCGGUGGCCGCCUCGGAUGAUGAAGAUGCCAAUGCCACGGACUGUAGUGAGAGUGGCGAGGACGACAACGAGGCAAAUCCCAAUGAGCUAACCUACUUGGAUUUAACGCAGGCGGAGGUGCAAGUGGUCGACAAGCCGCAGCAGCCAGCAGCAAAGGAAAACACAUCUCCAAAAUUUCCCAGUCGCUUGGAUGACAUUUUGCGCACUUGUCGCGCCAGUGCCAAAGCGAAGCUACCCGCCACACCCACACCCAGCACACCGACAACUCCCACGCAAAAGGCACUUCGUCGUCAGCUGUUUACGCCCAACACUGGCUAUGAGGAUGAGACGACAGCAAGGCGUAUUGUGGAACAAGCCGUAGACUGUGAUGCGCUUGAGGAACUAGAGAAUAUUUACACACCCGGAUCGGCAGUGCAUCGACGUUUGCAGCAAGUGAAACAACAACUGGGACUGACUCCAGAAUCGCCCAAAAGCAAGCCCGUGUUCAAGUUCCCGCCACCGCAAACUGCGCCGCCGGGCAAGGCAGUCUCACGCACUAAGCAGCCACGGCGCCCACUCAACACACCACAGUCAGUUAACCGCAAGGGUAAAUGCAGCUUCAUCAAAUCGCUGGAGCCGCAGGUGCCGCGCGAGCAAUGCGACAUGGAAGCCUAUUACUUUAGGGAACAUUUCAAAACCAAGAGGACUGAACUGGCGCAACAUUUGUAUGACUUAUACAAUGAGAAAGUAUUCGAUGGCUGCCUCAAUGCGGGCAUCGAGUGGUCCAAGAAGCUUCGCAACACAGCCGGCAGAUGUCAUAACCAUAGAAGACCUACUCGUCAUUGUAAACUAGAGCUGAGCGAAAAGGUCCUAACCAGCGCCGAUCGUCUGCGCUGCACGCUAAUACACGAGAUGUGCCAUGCCGCCGCUUGGAUAGUACAAGGAGCCAGUGGACAUGGACAGGUUUGGAAGCAAUGGACGCGACGCGCAGAAGCAGCAUUUCCGGAUCUGCCGCCAAUUCGAACUUGCCACUCCUAUGACAUUGAGUACAAAUACACUUACAAAUGCCUGAAGUGUGAAACAACUUCGCAGGCUCACAGCAAUUCGCGUAAGGUGGAGAAUUUGCGUUGCAGCUUAUGUGCUGGUUCGAUUGCCGUGUUCUUAAACAAAAAGGAUAAACAAGGAAAUGUUGUGCACACGCCCUUGCGUGAGGCAACGGGCUUCGCCAAGUUUGUUAAGGAUAACUAUCAGCGCUUUAAGCAAACCGGCACACCGGCGCCGAAAAUAAUGAGCGCCUUGAGUGCUGAAUACGCUAGACAAAAGGCCGCUGGCUUGUUAAAUAACGUUAAUGUAGAUAUUGUAGAUCAAGUUGAGGCAUUAACUAUUAAUUAGUCUCUUAAUUAACUAUUAAUAGUUAAAGACAAACCUUUUAUACUAACAUGAAAUGUUUCAACCUACUAACAGAUAUACGGCUAUACUAGUAUACACAUAAGCAAGUAGACUUUGUACUUUUCCUGUUACUUUGAAUAAA
Messenger RNA from Drosophila busckii, 3514 nucleotides. RefSeq lists its product as uncharacterized. NCBI's taxonomy places the organism in Eukaryota, Metazoa, Arthropoda, Insecta, Diptera, Drosophilidae. Gene Ontology annotation, cellular component: nucleus. The coding region runs from base 319 to 3375 and encodes 1018 amino acids. The transcript is spliced from 6 exons. The record is from RefSeq and is a predicted model, not a curated record.